AUGAGUAUUGAUCUUUUUACUCCCCAACUUAAACCUAAAGAUGAUCAACAGAUAAAAGUUGUCAUUUAUGUUAAAGACGUUGUAUCUGCAUCUCAUAUUUUAAGCAAUUUAGAUAGAAAUAGCACAUUGGAAGAUACACGAAAAUUAUUGUCUCAGAUUAAAGAAGUCUUUGUCGGUUGGCAGAAUACCUUUUUUCUUAAAGGGUUUCGAAGAAUUCAUCAUAGUUAUGAGGAUACUUGUAGAGUUGAAGAUAUUUUAGUUCAAGAACCUGAAGUUUAUUCUUUGCAUAUAGAAAAAGAUGAAUCAAUCCCUUGUGUUCCUGAGCUAGUGCACCUGCUUAAAAUAGAUCGAGGACUUAGAAAACUUGAUAAUAACAUGAUAAUUAUAGCAAAUAUGCCAGCGUUCUAUAUAAAAGAUCUACAUAUGAAGGAGAUUAUUAUCCAAAAUAAACUUGAAUCUUAUUGUCAAAAAGGCUCAAUAUUAUUAUCUUAUAAAGAAUUGGAGGCAACAAAUGAAUAUAUUGAUGCUAUUAAAGAUGCAUUGAAUGAGGAUUACACUGAUAUCCAAAAAGUAGCUAAGUUAAAAGAAAUUGGUAAUGAGGUGCAAGAAAUUAAACUUGGUGGUAAAUCGCUAGACGAUAAACAUACUAAUUUUAGGAUUAUUGGCGGUAACGUAAAUGAUAUGAUUGAAGAUACAUCUAAGUGGAUAAAAUCCUUAGAGUUUUAUAAGACAUGGGCGAUUAUUGAAUAUGGAGAUAAAUUUUCACUUUAUGAAUUAUUAUCAGAAGAUUUGCAAUUAAAAAUACGACAGCUUAUUGGUAUGAGAAACUACAAAAUAUUUGCUUCAACCUUUAACAAGGAAAAUAAGGACCCAUUUAAAAAUGUAUUCAGCAUUCGCAUAGAUUAUCAAAAUGACAAAAGUCCAUAUUUUGUAAUUCACCGCAUUGGUAAGGUUCCUAGUAACCACCCACAAAUAGAUCUCUUAAUUUCUUGGAUAGUUAUUGGACACGAAAAGAACUUUCCGAUUCAACCUAUUCCAAAUAACACUGGUCUAGAAUAUAUUUGGACCAAGGAUCAUAAAAAUGCAGAAAUUAAAUUGCAUAGACCAAUUCCAUAUGAUUAUUGUUUGAUAGGCACAUGUGUUUUACGUUGUGACCAAAAUCCUAGUUAUUUAUUUGGACAAUCUGGAACUAUUAUUAGCUAUCAUUUUUGCCAAUCAAAUGAUGAAGUAUCAAUAAAAACAUGUUGUAACCAAAACAACAUACAUAAUAUUAAAGAAACGUUAGAUUUUGAAAUCAACUGUACUGUGCUAAGUAAAAACAAUUCUGGUGGAUUACGUCCUAGUAUUAUUAACGCUCCAUCUAUUCAAGUUUGGAAAAGGCCAAAAUGGAUGCCUUUUGCUUCAGGAAGCCUUUUUAUUGGAAAUGAAUGGGAGCUGCCAUAUAACGAUCUUGUUUUUGCAAGCCUUGUUUAUUUACAUUCUUCAGGUGACACAUGUACACAUUUUUUUCUAAAUAUUAAUCAGAAAUAUCCAACUAUCAAAUCGCUAGACAAUGCUGGUAACCCUGAUUGUCAAGUUUCUUAUAUUGCAUUUUAG
Molecule: messenger RNA, 1596 nt
Organism: Dentiscutata erythropus
Lineage: Eukaryota; Fungi; Glomeromycota; Glomeromycetes; Diversisporales; Gigasporaceae
Source: the annotation of a GenBank genome assembly